AUGGCUGAAACCAUGCUAGCAUCAGCUAAAGAAUUACAAGGGUCCAUGGUGAGAAGAGGAAAGGGCAUGGAUGAGGACUUUUGCAGAGCUGGAGUUGAGGCAGCAUUGUCCAUGGACAAUGUUGCAGGGUUGGGGCCCCGCCAGACCGCCGCCCGGGGGCAGCCGCGGCAGCAUGGGCAGCGGCAGCAGCAGGAGAAGCGGAGCUGCAGCCCCGGCGCGGAUGUCCCGCCAGCGGGGCAGAAGAGCAGCGCCCCCAGCGGGCAGGGCGAGGAGGCCAGGGGCAGCAGGGCGCGCCCCACCGAGCUGCCCAGCAGCUGCCUGCGGGGCCGCCAGCGCGAGGACUCGGACUGGGAGCUGCUGGAGGAGGUGCUGGCUGAGUGCGAGGAGCCGGGCGCGGCUGCCCCCACGGCCCGGGGUCCGGCUGCCCCGCCCGGGGACUCCUGGGCCGGCCACUACCGGCACCCAAGGGCAGCGGCGGCGGCAGCAGGAGGGAGCGGCCGGGGCAGCGGUGCCGCCGGAGAGGACCAGCCGGCCUCCUUAACAAGAAGCAUGCAGGACCCAGAGAAGAACAACUCCGCCAGUGAGUUUCCAGUCAGAAGUAACAAGAAGCCCGAGAUGCAAUCCCCAAUAUCGUACGAUUACUCUGAAGAAGAGCUCAUGGCGAGUAUUGAACGAGAGUACUGCCGCUGAGAGCCAGUGCUGUAUGAUCAUAACUGACAGUGGCACAUAUGAGCAAGGGUUCUGCCAACAAAAUAACCCCCCACACAGUGAAAUUGUUCUGAAGAAAUGGAAAAGACAAGAAUGAAAUGAAAGAGAAUGUUACCACUCAGGAGGCUGUUAGUAUUGUAGGACUUCGAAGAUCACCUCUUUGGCAAGUGCUGAGCAAGAGCACUGAUUAAUGAAGGAAUCCUCACUGACCAGUGAAUAAAAGCAAAGCAGUGGGGAAAAAUUAUCAUAUUACAUUCCUCUUGUAAAAUUAAUAUUUAAAAGCCAGUUUCCAAGUAAUAUUUGUGUAUGAGGUCUUGAAUGUAUUGCAAGGUUGAGAUGUGCCAUUCUGACAAUGAUUUCAGUCAGAGAAGUGCAGCAAAUCAUUUGAAUAAAUACUUACUUGAUAGGAUAUAUCCAAAAUUUACCUUUCCUGACACUUCGCUAUGGGUCAAAUUCAGACUUACAGUAAGCAGAUUACAACUCUAUGCACCAGGUCUGAAUUUGCCCCACUUUUUUUUAUUAUUAAAUAUUCCACAAUACAGAAAAAGGAAAGGAAGCGAAUCAAUCAUUCCACACUUAGGCUGCAGGAUCUAAGAGUUCAAAUCCCAGUUCUCUAUCAAACAGGUGUGGGAUUUGUUCUGAUUGUGCAUAUGGCUCUGUUCUUUCUAGCUCCCCUUUUCCAAAGAGGCAGGGGAUUGAAAUUGUCAAGAGUCCUGUUUCCUGAAAGGGCAAGCUUCUGGUCUAGUUUCUUACCUGCUGGCUUAUAGAAAUGGAAGCAACAGGGAAAAUCACAAGGACAGAGUGAUGUGCACAUACUGGUCCAAUGCCAUAUGUAUGUGCCUGUUGGGUCACCCACUUUGAGAUGGGCUUUAACAUGAUUGAAGAGCAGUAGUUCAUAAAUCAGCGCUCCUGCAUUGGAGUUAGAUAUUUACCACUUUUGGCUUAAGCACUAAUGAAGAUUCCUGUGUAAUUAAAAAUUCACCACAUUUAUCACUAAGAAUGGAAAAGUAAAACAAAACAAAAAAAAUCCUAUAAAACCAAAGACUCAGAGGUUUUCAGCAUGAUUGAUGGUGAAGCCUUGUACUUUUAAAUUAAGGUUUCUGGUGUGUGUAGUUUUUGGGGGGUUUUUUGGAGCCUGAUGUACUUUGAGUAGCUGCUUAUUAUCAGAAUUAGAAAAAAUAACUUUUCUGUCCUCUGAUGGAACAUAACACAUGUCAGAUGAAAUCUCAAGGGCAAAUUAGUGAGGCACAUGCUAAUUGGAACAGUGGGAUACACCUUAAGAUGUCAAUGUUUGGUGUAUAUUUCACAAAUAUCUAUGUUCCAUGUAAUUCUCAAUAAAAGGCAAAAGUAUCAGUUUGAGA
Messenger RNA from Chelonoidis abingdonii (Abingdon island giant tortoise), 2069 nucleotides. Lineage: Eukaryota; Metazoa; Chordata; Testudines; Testudinidae. The record is from RefSeq and is a predicted model, not a curated record.